GUGACUGCAUGCCAGGGCUGUAGUGUAAUCAGAGCUGGGAGUGCAGCACAGGGAAGGAGCCGGUGUUCGCCGCUGGCUGGGGAUGAACUUCCUCUCUGGAUCCCGGAACUCUGAUUCUAGAGUGUGGAAGAAACAACAACACAGAGCGCCAGCCGCCAGGAGCAUGCUUACUCAGAGCUAGACCGGGGCGAGCAGCCAUUCCUUGUGCUGGGCAUUUUGGCAUGUGAGGGUGGCAGUGCUCUGCAGGAUGUGGCUGAAGCCAGAGGAGGUGCUGCUGAAAAAUGCCCUGCGACUUUGGGUGACUCACAAGUCCAACCAAUACUUCAUCCUGCAGCGGCGCAGGGGACAUGGAGAUAGUACUGCCAGGUUCACUGGCCGCCUGGUGGGAGCACUGGAUGCUGUGUUGGAUUCCAAUGCACGUGUUGCCCCUUUUCGAAUACUACUGCAAGUCCCUGGAACACAAGUGUAUUCAGCCAUCGCUUGUGGUGAGUUAUUGCCCGAAUCAGACGUGUACUGGGCCAUAGCAAUUGGUGCCACUAUAGAUGAGAUCAACCAGCACUGGGAAUGGCUAGAACAAAACUUGCUCCACACUUUAUCAGUCUUCGACAAUAAGGAGGACAUUGCGAAUUUUGUCAAAGGAAAAGUAAAGGGUCUCAUUGCAGAGGAGACCACCAGCAAACUGGCUGAGCAGGAGGAUGAUCCAGAGAAGUUCCGUGAAGGGCUGGUCAGAUUUGAGAGCAGGUUCAACUUCCCAGAGGCUGAGAAACUAGUGACCUUUUAUUCCUGCUGCUGUUGGAAGGGACGAGUACCACGACAAGGCUGGCUCUACCUGAGCAUUAACCACAUGUGUUUUUACUCCUUCUUUCUGGGAAAGGAAUUAAAGCUUAUAAUCCCUUGGGUCGAUAUCCAGAAACUUGAAAGAACGUCCAAUGUCCUCAUGACUGAUAUAAUCAGAGUGACCACCUGUGGCAAGGAGCGGGAGUUCUCUAUGUUCCUUGAUAUCAGUGAGGUCUUCAGGGCAAUGGAGCAGCUUGCUGAUAUUACCAUACGAAGGCUUCUGGACAAUGAGCAUUUUGAACUUGACACAAAUCUACAGGAACCAACACAGAUCACAAAGAGGGAUCUGGAAUCCAGAGCACAGAAGGAGUUUUUUCGAGCACUGUUCAAAUUGCCAAGGAAAGAGAACCUGCAUGAGGUACUGGACUGCUCCCUGUGGACUCCAUUUAGUCGCUGUCAUACGGCUGGCAGGAUAUAUGCUUCUGACAGCUACCUGUGCUUUGCCAGCAAGGAGGAUGGGUUAUGUAAUGUUGUCAUUCCACUUAAAGAGGUGGUAAGCGUGGAGAAGAUGGAGGACACCAGCGUUCUUCCUAAUCCUAUAAUUAUCAGCAUACGGCAUCAGAUGGCUUUCCAGUUCAUUGAACUGAAAGACAGAGAUAGCUUGGUCAACAGCUUGCUACACAGGCUGGAACAAGUACAGACCAGCAACCUGUUAACCUGGCAAAAGGAAAUGUUCAGUGAAGAGCGUUUUGGUAAUAUGAAGAUAAUGGUUAAUCCAAAUGAAGAAGGAACUGGCAAGGAAGUUCUGUCAACAAAUGCAGAAGCGUUAAUGGCCACUUUCCAUCAUACAGGAACUGAGAGCCCUGAAACUGGGAUGUCAAGAGAGCAGAUAAAAGAGCGCUUGUGGAGUGACCAUUUUACAGAAUAUGGGAGAACUGUUUGCAUGUUUCGCACUGAAAAAAUCCGAAAACUUGUUGCAAUGGGAAUCCCUGAAUCUCUGCGUGGUGAACUGUGGCUUAUAUUUUCAGAUGCCGUGACCGACCUCUCUAUGCACCCAGGUUACUACACAAAGCUUUUGGAAGAGUCCAUGGGCAAGUGCUGCAUGGCAACAGAAGAGAUUGAACGCGAUCUUCAUCGCUCUCUCCCUGAGCAUCCCGCCUUUCAAAAUGAGACUGGCAUCGCAGCUCUAAGAAGAGUUCUCACUGCUUAUGCUUACAGAAACCCCAAAAUAGGAUACUGCCAGUCCAUGAACAUUCUGACUUCCGUCCUCCUCCUGUAUGCCAAAGAAGAGGAAGCAUUUUGGCUGUUAGUGGCUGUCUGUGAGAGGAUGCUGCCAGAUUAUUUCAAUCACCGGGUUCUUGGAGCUCAGGUUGACCAAUCCGUCUUUGAAGAACUUAUACAAGAGCGUAUCCCUGAGCUGGCUGAACACAUCACUGAUUUAUGCACACUGGCUUCCAUUUCCCUGUCGUGGUUCCUCACACUGUUUAUCAGUAUCAUGCCCCUUCAAAGUGCUGUUAAUGUGGUGGACUGUUUCUUCUAUGAUGGCAUCAAGGCAAUUUUCCAGAUUGGGCUGGCAGUACUUGAUGCCACAGCGGUGGAGCUAUGUAACAGCAAAGAUGAUGGGCAGGCACUUAUGAUACUAAGCAGGUUCUUAGAACAUGUUAAAAAUGAAGACAGUCCUCUUCCGCCCAUUGGAAACGUGCCCAGCCUACUCACCAAUGACCAGGAAGUCUAUCCAUUCACAGAUAUCUCAGACCUAAUUCGCGACUCAUAUGAGAAAUUUGGCAAUAAUAAUUCUGUAGAACAGAUUGAGCACUUACGAUGUAAGCACAGGAUGCGUGUUCUCCAAAACCACGAAGAAACUACAAAGCAAAAUGUUCUUAGAGUUGUUGCACCUGAUGUCUCAUUCCCCCAUGAAGAUUUAGACGAGCUGUUUGACUUAUUCAAGAGAGAGUAUCUAAUCAGCUGUUAUUGGGAAAGGACAUCUCCAUCCAUUGAACGCCAUGACCCAAGCAGACCCUACGCUGAACAGUACAAGAUUGACAACCAGCAGUUCAUGAACCUGUUCCGACUGAUGUCUCCCUGGACAUGCAGUGCACAUACAGAGGUUCUUACAGGAAGGAUGUUCCGUCUGUUGGAUGAAAAUUUGGACAAUCUUAUUGAGUUCAGAUCAUUUGCUUGGUGUUUAGAUGUAAUGUACUAUGGGGAGAUGAAUGAAAAAAUCAAAUUGUUGUAUAGACUGCAUAUACCCCCUGCUCUCACAGAGAAUGACCAGGACUGCCAGUCACCCCUAAAGGGUCCCCUUCUGUCAACAACCAGACCGUUGACUAUCACAAAAGCAAAUGGAGGAGAGAAAGAUUAUCAAAAGCAACUAAAACAGAUGCUGAAAGACUUGGCCAAAGAAAAAGAUAAAAACACAGAAAUAGAAUUGCCCAAAAUGACUCAGAGAGAAUUCAUACAGUUCUGCAAAACACUGUACAGCUUGUUCCUCACUGACCCUGAAGAAAAUAAUUUGUAUCAAGCGAUUGCCACUGUGACUACUCUGCUUCUACAAAUUGGGGAGGUUGGACAACGCAGCAGUAGCUCUGGGAGUAACUCAGACGAAUUCUCCAAUGUCGACUCUGAGAAUGGCGCUUCCACCUCUGACCAGGAUUGCGUGUUCUCUGAUACAGUGAAAGCACCCUCGCAUUCCUCCCAAUCUUCGCUAAGCGAGGCAGUCUGGGCGGUGUCCUUCGAGCACAUUCUGGCCUCUCUUUUGACUGAGCAGUGUUUGGUGAAUUUCUUUGAGAAGCCCUGGGAAAUUAAACCAAAACUCGAAUGUGCAAAAAACAACCCUUACAGCCUCAAAACCAGUGCGAUGAGCCAGCAAUCAUGAAGCGCAAUACCCAAAGCUAUCUUUCAUAAAUUUAUCAUUUCUUUCAUAAUUUCAUUUUCUGUGACAGCCUAUGUAAAGGAAAGACAAAUGACUUGCACCACAUUAACAUCUGUAUAAAAAUAACAGUUUUGCAGCAGCUGUGUUAAUGCUAUGUUUCUCAGUGAACCUUCUGUAAAGGUAUUGUGAUAAGUAUUUUACUGAGCUCUUCAGCCAUUUAAUCCAAAUUUUACAGGCUCAGGGAUGAGUAACUUACCUCUGGCACCCAAGCUGUCAUGGCCUACAAAUAACCAUUCUACUUUACGAGCCAGGACGCGGGGUCCAAAGCAGCAAGAAUGCCAGACAUUGCCUAUCUAUAUAUGUACUUGUUUUCCUACUGUUCCUUCAUGGACGUUAAACUAAAGCAGUUAUCUUAAUAGGAAUGGGACAUGUCACUUACCUAUAUCUGUGCUGCUAAUUGUCAUUGUUCUGUGACACCUGUAAUUGUUGGGAAUAUGUCUUAAGUAUGACAAUGAUAGACGUUAGUUAUGUUUUCUAUGUAAAGACUUGUGCAUGAAAAUGCUAGGGAAUAAGUGUGGUUUCUGAUAAACGAUUUCAAGAGAAGAUUGGUGGCACUUGAACAGGGUCAAUAGCUUAAAGCAGCAGGAAACGCUAAAGGAAGUAUUCUAGAACAAUAGCUCAUAUGCAGUUCACUGGUGGGACUGGGGAAGUUCCAGAACCAUUCUUUACUCUGGAACACAAGUCACCAAAGCACAAUAGACGUUUUGUCAAUCUUAGUUUCUUUCACGUUUUGUUUUUCCAUUUCUUAUUUUAUUCAUUUUCUAUUUUGUUUUAUAAGCAGUUCUGCAACUUUGAGAUAAAGCUGUGUCUAAUCUGUGAUUAAAUGUCCAGUACUGGCAUGCCAAACAUUUCUUGUAGUAGGAAUUUUUUUCCUGAGUCUUGUUGUUAAAUGUUCAUUGUUUUGUCUAUGUAAGUUUAAGUUCCUUUUGCGUUUGUUUGCACUAAUAAUGAAAACGUUUCAAUGCUGGAAAUUGGAACUUUUAUUAUAUAUGAUUUGCAUUGGAUUUUUUAUGUCGUUAAAAAAAAAUAAUCACUUAACCUCGUGCUUUACAUCUUGUUCUGUGAGAAUGUGCACUUUUCAAUAAACAUGUUUUUUAUUGUA
Pelobates fuscus (common spadefoot toad) is the source of this 4811-nucleotide messenger RNA. RefSeq names its product TBC1 domain family member 8 (gene TBC1D8). The transcript has 21 exons. The record is from RefSeq and is a predicted model, not a curated record. The coding region runs from base 248 to 3652 and encodes 1134 amino acids. Lineage: Eukaryota; Metazoa; Chordata; Amphibia; Anura; Pelobatidae.